CUCUGGCCCGGCUCUCGGUGGUGCGGGGAGCGGGAGGGAGCAGCGGCCGCUCUGGUCGGCGGACGUGCUGCCGAGCAGUCCCGGAAGCGAAGGAGCGAUGGCGGAGAGUCCGACGGAGGAGGCGGCGACGGCAGGCGCCGGGGCGGCGGGCCCCGGGGCGAGCGGCGUCGCCGGUGUUGUUGGCGUUAGCGGCGGCGGCGGGUUCGGGCCGCCUUUCCUGCCGGAUGUGUGGGCGGCGGCGGCGGCAGCGGGCGGGGCCGGGGGGCCAGGGAGCGGCCUGGCUCCGCUGCCCGGGCUCCCGCCCUCGGCCGCUGCCCACGGGGCCGCGCUGCUUAGCCACUGGGACCCCACACUCAGCUCCGACUGGGACGGCGAGCGAACCGCGCCGCAGUGUCUACUCCGGAUCAAGCGGGAUAUCAUGUCCAUUUAUAAGGAGCCUCCUCCAGGAAUGUUCGUUGUACCUGAUACUGUUGACAUGACUAAGAUUCAUGCAUUGAUCACAGGCCCAUUUGACACUCCUUAUGAAGGGGGUUUCUUCCUGUUCGUGUUUCGGUGUCCGCCCGACUAUCCCAUCCACCCACCUCGGGUCAAACUGAUGACAACGGGCAAUAACACAGUGAGGUUUAACCCCAACUUCUACCGCAAUGGGAAAGUCUGCUUGAGUAUUCUAGGUACGUGGACUGGCCCUGCCUGGAGCCCAGCCCAGAGCAUCUCUUCCGUGCUCAUCUCCAUCCAGUCCCUGAUGACUGAGAACCCCUAUCACAAUGAACCUGGCUUUGAGCAGGAGAGACAUCCAGGAGACAGCAAAAAUUACAAUGAAUGUAUUCGGCAUGAGACCAUCAGAGUGGCAGUCUGUGACAUGAUGGAAGGAAAGUGUCCCUGCCCUGAACCCCUACGAGGGGUGAUGGAGAAGUCCUUCCUGGAGUAUUAUGACUUCUAUGAGGUGGCCUGCAAAGAUCGUCUGCACCUUCAAGGCCAGACUAUGCAGGACCCUUUUGGAGAGAAGCGGGGCCACUUUGACUACCAGUCCCUCUUGAUGCGCCUGGGACUGAUUCGUCAGAAAGUGCUGGAGAGGCUCCAUAAUGAGAACGCCGAAAUGGACUCUGAUAGCAGCUCGUCUGGGACAGAGACAGACCUGCACGGGAGCCUGAGGGUUUAGACCCUGCUCCCCUCUCCCCUCCCCCCACUCGAGAGUCCCAGCAAAGUCCCUUCCCCCCACCCCAGGGAUGGAGAGGCACUUGUGUAUCUCCCUCCAAAUGUGACAUCAUCCCGCAAGAUGGCAAGAACCAAGCAAGCUUGGAUCCCAGGGUGUGGAAGUGGGGAGGCUGUUCCCGACCUGACCUCCUUGGCUCUCGAGCAUCUGGGGCUGUGUUCAUCCCAUAUCAGGGGCCAAGGUACCUAUGCAGGAGCACCUAGGGCGAGGGCCUCUGGCAAAAACAAAACAACCAACACACCUCUCCACAGGGCCAGCUCCUUAGGGACAGGUGGAGACAGAAAUUGCAAUUCCUAGAGGGAGUGUGCCCAAAUGAUUUAUGGGGAUAUCUGGAAGGGAGCUUGGGGUGGGGGGCUGUCUGUGACACUUAAGCAGUCUGGGUGGUUGUCUGUCUGUCUGUCGUCAGUUUUGAAGCAGGGCUUCCUGAUGCCCUUUUCCUCCCUGCCUCUUUACCCCCAUUAUUUCCCACAGGCCAGCAUAAUUUUGUUUUUCCUAAUUUAUAGUCACUGUUCUAGACAGACCAAAGAGAAGGAACAGUGGUGGAGUCUAGGCUGCUGAUGAGUAAGCUUUACCUAGCACCUGAGCACCUUUCUCCUCUGCCCCCCAUUCCCUCACUCAUUCUAGAUUUAAGACAGAAGGUAAAUUUGACUGGGCCUGAACCAAGGUCUUGGUAAAGCCUGCACAGGCACCAUAAGAAGCUGAAAAUGCCGUUUGUUCCCGCAAUCACCGAUUUGAAAAGUUCCCAACGCAGACAGCUGUUGUGUGUAUGGGAUUAGAGCCACUACAUAGAACAGUCUCUUACAGAUUUUUCGUAAAUACUAGUCACAAUGAGGGUAUUACUCCUGGGGGUGGGGUACAGGGGGGAGGCUGAUGCUAGUCCUAUUGUGUUUUGUUUGGCUGUCCUUGUGUGUUUUCACCUCAGCCUGUAGCCCCCCAUCUCAUUUCAAAGCCCAGGGAGUUGUGGGGAGCAAGGGUAGCCAAUGGCAGAGGGGAUUGGGGCUGGGACUCUGAAGACUCCUCCCCUUCUCUCCCCCCCCCCCCCCACCCCCCAACUGCUCUUUGUCACUGACUGAUGGGUGUUUGCCUGGCUGUGUCGCUUCUCUAUUUAGCUGCAGUGAUCCUUUAGCUGGUUGGCUCAGAAAAAUGUGCUUUAGGUGCCCUGUGACACUGGGCAUCGAGGGGACCCAUCCUUCCCCUUUUUGAUGUGUUCUCCUGUACUUUCCAGAUUCUUACUGAUAGGUCUCCCAGUGGGGUAUUGGUGAUCCACAUGACACAGGGCCUCAGUCAGUAUCCAGCCACGUGUAAGGGAGAGGAUAACUUGUACCUGCUCUGCCCGCUGCUAGAGAGGCCUCUGCCUUGUGGGUCAUGGGACUUCCUGGGGAAGUUGGGAAGGGGGUUGGGCACAAAGGAGAAUGUCCUACUUGGGAGGGCAGGAAGCAAAGGAACUGGACAGGAAGUGGGCUAGGGGGACAGAAGUUUAGCUUUGAUACCUGAAGGCUGGGUCUCUUCACAAGGAGACUCAAGAAGGGGCCCUGCUUCCAAUUUCCCUCUUCCAUUCCCAGAGCUAGUACAGGGCUUGGAAGAAUGCCCUUGGUCUGUUGGUCCAGUGUUAACCUGUCAUACAUUUAAGUGUUCCCACUUUCAAGUGACAAUCCUCUCCUUGGUCCUGCCAUGGGCAGAGCAUGUCUGGCGUACUAGCCUGACUUUUACGUCCUAAUCUUGAGUUGAGGAAAUAUAUGCACAGGAGUCAAAGAGAUGUCUUUAUAUCUGACUGUACAUAAUGUUUUUUUUUUUUUCUUUUUUCUUUUUGGUGCAAUAAAGUUUGUUUUGGCAGAAGGAGGAAGCGCCUAUGGGUGUGGGAGGGUUUGUGUAAAAGGAAGAACGGGAUCGUUUUGACAGCCACACCUCUCACCUAGGCCUGAAACUGUCAGGGAUAAAGACAGUGCUCAGUGGAAGCCAAAAACUUGGGUUACGUGGUGUGGGUGGAAGCAGGACUACUGGUGGCAAAAGAAAUAGUGUCCUUUUUUUGAGUCAAGGAGAGGAAUGCCAUCUUAGCCUCGGCUGCUUCGAAAGAAAUACCUGUUCAGGAAGUGAGCUUGUCCUCAAGGACAGGCAGAGGUAGAGAUGGGCUCAGACUAUAUAUAUCCCCUUGCUAAGGGAAAGGUGUCUUAGGAUGGAUAGUCCAAACCAUUGGGUUUUCAGUUUUCUGAUACCAAACUACCCCUUCUUGGGAAUUCAGAAUUCAGACCAUGAAGACAGGGCUUAAUGCUGGCCUCCCAGCUCAUCACCACCUUCUCUACUUGCUAUAGAAGGCUCUUACUUUCUGGUACAGAGGCUUUUCAUCUUGGCUGACCAUGUGUGUAAGAAGAAAUUAUACACAAAAUGUCCUGCCAACCUGUGCCACGCAAAGCUGCGUACAGGAAAGCGUGGGCCCGGGGGGGUAGUGGGCCUAGGCUCUAGCUUUGGCUCUGCUUAAGGUGGUGGCCUCUGGUCAAUUAGAUUCCUCACCUGCCAAAGUUAAGGACACCUAUUUAACUUUUAAGAUUGUGAGGACUAUACAAGGUGUAUAUAAAACUGGGUGUCUGGUAGGUGCUCAAUAAAUGAUUUCCUUUCCCAGCCCUAAAGUUAGAGGGAUGACCUGGUAAUCACUAUAGGAGGAAAAGGUAGUCAGGAAUUGGAGAAAUACUGCAUCCACUAUUGGUUAAUUCCUCUCAAAUUUUCUUUUCUCUAACCACCAUUUCACAUUGACCUCUAUUUCCUUCAUACUCAUAGCUGAGUCUGCUGCCAUAACCUGGAACCCCUGCCAAGGAAGCUGGAAGAGACUGAAAGAGUGACUAUUUAUACUGGUCCAUUAGGGUCUGCUCGUUUGAGAUAAGGAACAUUUUAUGAGGAAGGGGUUUGAAUUAACAGAGGCUAUAAUUUAUGUCUCAGGGCCACAGAAACUAGACUGUCUAGCCAGGAGACAAAUGGCCUUCAUUCUAGGCCCAGCUCUACCAUGAACUUGUAGAUGACCUGUGCAAGUCAUUUUAUACAUGUUCACUGUUAUCUAUGUUACUCAGGUUGUCCUUAGUGGAUAAAAAAGGUUUUCUCCAAUAAAGAUGCAAUGUGAAGGCACUUUAAAAAAAUAAUAAAGUAAUGGGUGAAGAAUACUGGGGGAAGAAAAAAAUUGGAAUUUUUCUGGUUUUUUGGUUCUUUUUUAAAACAAAGUUGUCCAGGUUUUAUUCACCACCAGCUCCUCCCUCUUCUCCCUGCCUGCUGCUGUGCCCCGUUCCGCAUUCCCAGUCAGGGGAGGGCUUCUCUGGCCUCCUCAGCUGUAAUCUCCUGGGAGUAGAGAUCAGUGAAGAGAGCUGGCAGCCAGUAGUGGGCCUCCCCUGGGGCCUGCAGGUCCAGCCAAGCCAGCCCUUCCUUCAGCAGGUGUUCCUGGCAGAAAAAGGAAAAGUCAAUUGAGAGAGGGGAGUUUACAUAAUGUAAGGUAGAUAAUGCUCAAACCUAUCUUGGCUUCAGUGGGGUUUUCAAACUAAAUCUACAAGAGUGCCUUCACAUAUUUACACAGCCAAAUUAGAAUGAUUUGUUUAGCCUAGAUCUUUGCCUGAGGUGUGAGAAAUGCCACCAAGUUGCUUAAUCUGUGCUGCUGGGAAAGAGGAUAACGACAAAGUGGGAUGUUGUGGCAGGAAGGGCUACAGAAAUAUUUGCUACAUGGCUUUGAGCAAAUCACUAACUCCAUUCCCUAAAACAAAAUGGAGAUCAGUACCUUUCAGUUAACUUACGGAGUAACAGACAGCUAGGGGGAAACCUUUUUGGAAAAGUUAAUGGAAAGACCAUAUUAGUAUCAGAAUGGACUCAUAGUUCCUAUAGCUGGAAGUAUGCUCCAGAUGGGUUGGUUCUACCCAAUAUCAUUAAAUGUUUAUGUUAUCCCCACUUCACAGAUGAGGUUAAGUCUAUAGUUCAACUGCCUGGGUAAGGAGAAAGGUAUUGAAAGCCAGGGUUCCUACGUGUUCAUGCUACUCCCUCUUCACAACAUCAGUCUUUCAUUAGUACCAUGAAAUGUGUAUAUAUAAAACUAUAUGUAAUAUGCACUAUAAUAGUAUAUAAUUAUAGCAAUGUAAUUAUCAUCAGUAGUUAGUAAUUCCCUUCACUCUGUACUAACAGUGUUACUUCCAGUACAAGCCACAUUAACCAUCUGGCCAGGCUUUACAGGUCAGCAGAGAGAGGUGUUGGUGACUCCCCAGUGGCAGUGGCGGCCUGGCUGUACCCAUGUGCCAGGGCUGGAAGCCUGCCUUUGUGAGUUCCACCUCUCAGUGCCAUCUUCAGAGAAAUGCUGGGGUUACUUCUGGUGUGGCAGCAGCAGCCUUCCAGGCAAGAAGUCAGCAGAGAGAGAGAGGCCAAAGCUCUUGCCUGUGUGGUAUCUGUCUACCCACCUCCUCCCAUCUGGGGCCCAUCUUUUCUGGGCCAUUCCAAAAGUCACAUACCAGCACUUGCCGCGCUCGCUCCGUCUCCCAUUUAAGACUGGCUUUGAUGUCACUGACAGUCACAUAGCCAUUUUUCUGAAGGAAGGAGGAAUGGGGACUGCGUCAGUUAAGAGUGUGCUUUCCCUUAGAAUCCAGCAUCUGCCCAGGGACAAUUAAUUUACCCAGGCAGGAGGGGGAACUGCCCUUGGGUGAAGCCUAAGAGAGCAUAGAAGAAUGUUUAGAGGUCCCAGUAGAGAGCAAGAGAGAAGUGACUUUCAGGAUGACAGAGGUAGGUUGAGGGGUUCAGUCUUAAAAAGUAGAGUCAAGUCCCUGGUACUAAAAUAUUAAUGUAGACUUUAUCAGAGAACUCUAAAGUAUGACAAGGAAAGAUUCAGAAUGAUUAACUGAUAGGAAGGAAUGGUGAUCAUCAUAAACUGUUCAUAAUCUAAAAUAUUUAAGUAUUCAGCCCUUGUCCUGCCUCACCCUAACCAUUCCCCAAUCCAGAAAAGCCCCCUCCCUCGUUUAGUUCUAUUCUACAUUACAGAAUUGAGAAAACUGAACAUGUCUUCCCUAAAUACAUGAUAAGGAUUUUGAGGAAGAUGAUACAGCUUAAGGCACUGCUGAGGAACAGGAGGAUGGCAAACAAGAUUAAACAUUUUUUCAAAGAAUCCAUAAAGUAGGUUUAUGAAGACAUCAAAAAAUCUGUCCACCAAGGAAAUUCAGUUAGUUGUCUGCAUGUCUGUCUACACUAGACUGUAAGCUCCUUGAGAGCAGGAACUAUAUGGUACCCAUCUUUAUAUGCUCCUACAGCCUGGCCCAGUGCUUUGCACUGUAGCUGCUCAAUAAACGUCUGCUAAAUAA
Messenger RNA from Balaenoptera ricei (Rice's whale), 6522 nucleotides. It is a transcript of the gene UBE2Z, whose product is annotated as ubiquitin conjugating enzyme E2 Z. Gene Ontology annotation, cellular component: nucleus. Gene Ontology annotation, molecular function: cysteine-type endopeptidase inhibitor activity; ubiquitin conjugating enzyme activity. Lineage: Eukaryota; Metazoa; Chordata; Mammalia; Artiodactyla; Balaenopteridae. Gene Ontology annotation, biological process: negative regulation of apoptotic process. The coding region runs from base 98 to 1159 and encodes 353 amino acids. The transcript has 7 exons. The record is from RefSeq and is a predicted model, not a curated record.